AAUUUGACCGUCAUUUCUGACAUUUUCUGUUGCCAGCUGAUAAAAUAACCUCUGCCACUCGUAAAAAUGACGAGCAAAUAUUUUUGACGCAGUUGGACUAAGAUCGCACAAAUUAUUUCAACUGAAAGAUUGGGUUUAGCAUUGAGUAUAAUCGAAGAAUCUGCCCAAUGAAUAAUCAAACGAACGGAACAGACACCACCACAACUUCGCAUUUCCAAUGGAUAUCGGAGGAUAUGAGGAUACUCUUCGACAUCAUCUAUAUUAUGAUCAUAUGUGUCGGGCUGGUCGGAAACGUCCUUGUUAUUCUAGCAGUGACCAAGGUACCCUCGAUGAAAACCGUCACAAAUAUGUUCAUUGGGAACUUGGCGUGUGCUGAUUUGAUUGUCACAGUCAUAUGCUGCCCUUUGGUGUUGACCCACAUGUUAACGUAUCCUGAUUGGGGGUUGGGCGAGGGCAUGUGCUACUUCUCGAAUUUUUGCAUUCAUCUUUCGUUAAGUGGAUCCGUGCUCGGACUGCUGGCAAUCAGCAUGGACCGAUACCUCGCAAUCGCGCACCCGCAAAAACAGUGGAUGACGUUACGCAAGGUAAACGUGUUCAUAGUCGUCACGUGGUUAGUGUCCAUAAUGCUCUCUGUCCCCUCGGUGUUGAUUCGGCCUGACACAAGUUCCCUCAGUCGGCUUUCGGAUGUGUGUCUGCAGGUUUGGCGGGGAUCCGAAGAGACAAAACGCUUCGAGAUGAUAAAAGCUCUACUUUUCCUCAUCGUCUUCAGUCUCAUCGCGUUUUUCUAUUACGGAAUCGGACGCAUUUUAUGGAAGCGUAAAAUUCCCGGAAACCAAACUUCCGAGAAUCAGGAAGCCGCGCAAAAGGCACGAAAAAAGGUAGUAAAACUACUCUUAAUCGUCCUAUUCUGUUUUUUGGGUUGCUGGGCUCCAUUUAUGAUUUACAGGCUUCUCAAAAUGGUUCUACCCGAUGGCAAAUUCGACCCCCCGGAAGCCGUGUACACCGGAACAACGGUUCUUGCAAUGACGAACAGCUCGAUGAAUCCGGUUUUGUACGCCCUGUUCAACCGGAAUUUUCGUAUGGCAUUCCGCAAUAUUUACAGGAGAUUCUGGAAUAAUCAAGUGCUGCCUCUGCCAGAGGAAUUUUCUGUCGCUCGGACUUUUGAUGGAACCAGAGAACGACGAACCCGUUUAACCGUAUUGGGUAAUCUGGUACCGAGAAAGAUAAGUCGUAUAGCACCAUCAAAAUAGCACUAUAUUCAUAUAUUUCUGUUGAAUUACUAGUGAGUGCGUCAGACCGAAAAGGGUGAAGAGUACCUACUAUGAUGACAAUUCAACCAACCGGCUUAUUGGAUAAACCUGUAAACCGCGAUCCGUCGCAAGUUCGACUCUCACCUUUUCAACACAAAUGCAGAUAGUGCAAUUACUCGAGCGAUUGAAGCCAGUGCUAAAUUUGGUGUCUCUAAGUUUUAAGAAGAAAUAUUUCACUGAAUGUUGUGCUGUACAUCAAAAUGAAGCAAUUGAACAACGCUGCCUGGGGUAGAAAUUUCAAAACUUAAAGUGAGAUAUUCAAAAGAUACAAAUUGAAAUGUGAAUUGUCUAUGAUUUGCCUUUUUUUGCCGAAUAAUAUUCUAGCUCUUGUUCUUUUUUGGUUAAAGUCACAACAUUUUGAGCUAUCAAUAUGGCUGAUUUUAGUUACAAAAAAUAUGAACUUUCUAAGGGGUUCCACAAGGAAAUAUCUUAGGUCCACUUAUUGUUCCUUUUAUAUCAAUGAUCAC
Dendronephthya gigantea is the source of this 1777-nucleotide messenger RNA. Its product is annotated as tachykinin-like peptides receptor 86C. Gene Ontology annotation, biological process: G protein-coupled receptor signaling pathway. The transcript is spliced from 2 exons. The coding region runs from base 168 to 1250 and encodes 360 amino acids. Gene Ontology annotation, cellular component: membrane. Gene Ontology annotation, molecular function: neuropeptide Y receptor activity. NCBI's taxonomy places the organism in Eukaryota, Metazoa, Cnidaria, Anthozoa, Malacalcyonacea, Nephtheidae. The record is from RefSeq and is a predicted model, not a curated record.